Messenger RNA from Hypomesus transpacificus, 1673 nucleotides. RefSeq lists its product as uncharacterized. Bases 226 to 927 code for a protein of 233 amino acids. Lineage: Eukaryota; Metazoa; Chordata; Actinopteri; Osmeriformes; Osmeridae. The transcript is spliced from 4 exons. The record is from RefSeq and is a predicted model, not a curated record.
AUCUACAGUGUCAUAUUCCACCUCACUGUAGGUGGUUUAUUUGUUCUCUGGCGCUGAUGUCACCACUGACAGUCGUUUAUCUCCGGUUUUUUAAGUAGCUCGCACAUAAUCCAAACAUAACUGUCAAAGCACGCACUUACUGAAGAACACAGUUCAAGAGUUCAAGUUUACACCCUCUGACUACAAGAUUUUAUUGUUCUUCAAACAGGAUUAAAGUGUAGCAGUAUGAAGCUGGAGCUGGAGCUGGAGCUGGACAACUCUGGGAGUCGAUAUCGCCUGGCCCAGUCUACUGUGGGCCUACUGGGCUGCCUGUGUGUCACCUACUCUGUGUGGAGCCCCGGCUGGCUGGGCAAUAAGGGAUUGUGGACUCACUGGAACGCCACAGAGGCAGAUCAGACCCAGCCGGCUGGACGACCCUCAGAGGGGCUCUUCUUCAACGUCCUGGAGGCAGAGCGAGUGUUUGCGGUCCUGUCCUUCCUCAUGGCGGUGAGCUCUGGGGCUCUGUGUCUCGUCUUCACCUUCUGCUGGACGUCCCGGACGGUGCGCUCCUACUCCAACACCCGCUCGCUGCUCAUGGCUGGCCAGGCUCUGUACCCCACCACCCUGCUGCUCCUCACCCUGGGACCCACUGGAUUUUUCUUCUUUCUCAGCUGGACUCUCUUCACCUAUCAGCACUGGUUGGACAUAACCUUAACUUCCCUGGGCUCCUCCUAUUGGCUUGGGGCCCUGGGUUGGCUUCUGCUAUUGGUGGUUCUGCCCGUGGUCUUCCUGGUGGAGCAGUGUGUUGUCCCAGACGUCAUCGGUGAACUGAUGUUGUGGCAAAAGGAGAGCCAGCUGCCAUACGCCAUCCGCUCUCUCAGUGAGGGUCAUAAUCAUGGUAACAAAAGGACUAAUAAAGACUUGAGGAGGAUUGUCUCUGUGCCUUGAGUGAAGGAUAGUGGGUAAAAGCUUGACGACUCGACGACAAGGGACUCACUCACAGUUGUCCCUCUAUACCCCUUUGGAGGUAUUGACUCGGAAGUUUGUUCUGGAGUUUGUGUCUGUCUGGACUUUGCUGGAAUCAUCUCAAUGAGUCUACUGGGACACCUAUUCCUUGUUGGAUGAGCUGCAACAUGGAACAUGUUAAACGUUUGUGCUCCUCUGGAGCCCUCUUGUGGGGAUCAAGAGCUAGGCUCAUUGUGGGAAACCCACCUCUGCUUCUAAGUGUAGCUAAGUUCCCAGUUUGGAGAAAUGUAGAAACAGUAAAACUAUAAGCCUUCAUUGACAGUUAUUGACAAUAGCAUAGAAUGAUUUGAUGUCUUUGCAUUUCUUUAUCACGGUCUGUCCAUUGGUGUUCCCAGUGCCGUAUGACCUACAUUUCAAAUGUGAUCUUUUUCUUACCAGUCCUGUGAUCACUAACAAAGGUAGAAUGAAUGCUAUGAAAGGUGCUAGUUUUGAAUUUUUAUAUAUGCUAUCCUAUAUUAAGGAUGUCAACACACUCAUGUCAAUGUUAGCUUGAUCUGUGAUAAAUAUUGUUCACUUGCUCCUUUUGAUAAUAUAUUCUUAUAGGAAUAUGUAAACCUAUGAUUUAAAUGUUACAUAACUCUAAAUAUAGUCUCGUUCUCAGAAUGUACAGCUUUGUAUGUAUGCCAAACAUGAUUUUAAGACAUUUAAAAGAAAAUGUGUGAGCAUAA